AUGACGGAUCUCACGUGUGUCGUUAAAUUGGACAGUGGCGCAAUCAAAAAACUAUUCGCCUUGGGAGGAAGCGCGGUACUCACUCUGCAAGACUUCUUUCGAGAAGACGACGUAUUCAUUGCUUACGGCAACGAGAGAGCUAGCGCCGACGAUUUUUACGUAAUAUCAGAAGGUAAUCGAUUAUCCCUCAUCUAUUUCCUAAGAGUUCUCGAUCGAGAUCUGAGGAAUAGUUUACGUUGA
Messenger RNA from Haemonchus placei, 240 nucleotides. The record is from the annotation of a GenBank genome assembly. NCBI's taxonomy places the organism in Eukaryota, Metazoa, Nematoda, Chromadorea, Rhabditida, Trichostrongylidae.